AUGCAAGCAACGAGCAGCAGUUUGAAUACGUUGUGGCACCAUCUCGAAGACUCCAAAUUGCGCAAAACGCAGCAAACCUUUGGACUGAAUCUGAGAUGUUCGCUCCAUGUAUUUUGCUUUGUUCUGGUGCUUUUUUUAAAAGCACAAAGACUUUCUCCAACCAGAAGACCGGAAAAACCCAAGCUUCUUUUUCCACUUCAGCCAACUUCCUGCAAUCACCAGCAGGCUGCGAUCGAGUGUUUGGGUGUGGACACAGCUGGGUUCGAGACCCUGCUGACCGUGAUUUUCUUCGCGAUCGGCUUCUUGAUGCUGCAAGCAACUCAACCUCGUGCUUCGCCAAAGGAGGGCAAUGGGGAAAAAUACCGGCACUGGAGCGCUGGUGCCAAACCGACGGUCAGUGCAGGCACCUCAAGUCAUUUGUCAGCUAUGAACUUCAGGUGGUCCCAAAGCGCACCCAAGAGACCGAUCGAAUGGGACUUUGUCCCGAUGUGCGGUUAA
Messenger RNA from Cladocopium goreaui, 498 nucleotides. NCBI's taxonomy places the organism in Eukaryota, Dinophyceae, Suessiales, Symbiodiniaceae. The record is from the annotation of a GenBank genome assembly.